AUGUCCUGUCUCGCUCUUUCACUCCAACCCAGUAAUGGGCCCGACGUCCUCGUCCAAACCCGUGAAUGGUUUCCGCCUUCCCGUGCUCUGAUGGCGGCAUCCUCCUUCCGCCAAACCCGCCACUCUUUCUCCUCCAAAACCCACCACCCGACCGUCGCCGCCGCAAAUUCCAGCACCACUGAUUCAAUCACUACAGGUCCAUCAGACUCGCUUGGUGAUGACCCUUUAGCGGCCUCGUCUGGUCAGGUAAUUGUUGGUGUUGAGUCACGUUAUCGGGUUGUCUACCGCCUUGUUAACUCUAUUUAUGUGCUUGCUGUUACCACCAUUGAUGAUUUCAACAACAAUGUGUUUGAAUGCAUUAAUAUAGUUAAUCAAGCUGUUAGUGUGAUUGUAACUGCCUGUCGUGGGGUGGAUGUCACCCCCGAAAAAUUGGGUAGAAAGUAUGUGGAGAUUUACAUGGCAUUAGACAUUGUUUUGCGGGGUGUUAGUAACAUUAGGCUUGCAGCAAUGCUGGCAUCGAUGCAUGGGGAUGGGAUAGCAAAAAUGGUGCAAUCUGCAGUCCUCACCGAGACUAAGAUUCGGGGGGCUGAUAGUUGGGCCAAUGUGGAGCCCAAUGCUGUGGAUCAUGAAGCGGGCGUGGAGUUGUUCUCGAAGGCUUCAUUUGAGUUGCCUUCUGAGACGUUGGAGGCUGGGGAUGAGGUUGCUGCGGCGACACUAGGGCUUUUCCAGCAGAGUGAGGAAAAGGAGCAGAAUAAGGUUGAGGAAGAUGAGGGAGAGAAGGAUCCAUUUGCAGCCAGUGAUAGGCUAAAUAAGCCAGAGGAAAUGCUGAUGGAUGGGUUUAAGAAGGACAAGGAUUCAGGUGUUUCUGAUGUGAGCAAGGCGCUGGCAGGGCUUGAGGUGACCUCGUUGCCUCCGGCUGCAGCUACUGAGUCAACACAUAUAGGUGUAGAAGGGUUUGAAGGGAAUUAUGGUGGGAUAGAGUUUGGCACUGAUGGGUCGACGUUGCCAGAGGAUUUUGAGGGUAUUAAUGACGCUUGGGGUGGUGGAUUGGAUGCUUCGGAGUUUGUUGGGCCUAAGAAGGUUAAGAAGGACCAGGGGCUUGGUGGGCUUGAAUUGCUGGAGGCUAGUGAGCCACCUGUAGCUACUGUGGCUAAAGGUGCUGGGGAUAAAAUUGAAGAUAUUUUGGUGAAGAAAACUGAAAUGAAGGGUCCGGAGAUGUAUAUCGUGGAAGAGAUUAAUACCGAGUUUUGGGAAUCCUUGCUUGCUAGAGUUGGGUUAAUGGGUGUGGUUUACUUGCGAACUGUGCCACCAAAAUCUUCUUCAGAUGAUAAAGAGACAGAAUUUUCAUUUAAGGUUGAAGGUACAAGUGACGUUAAGAGGUUUGUCGUGCAAAGCUCCCGAGUGAGCAGCCUUGGAAAUGGUCUGUUUCAUGUGAGGACUGCACCUUCAGAGGAACCUAUACCAAUUAUCAAAUAUAGCUUGUUACCCCGACAGACUCCAUUGCCUUUGAGGGUGCGACUUAUCAAACGUCUCAGUGGGACUUUGCUUUCUGUGAUGAUCCAGUAUGUGUCCAAUCCAGAUUUACCAGCACCCUUAAAUGAUGUCACAUUUGUCCUGAAACUACCUGUAGACCCAUCUUUAUUGAAAGUAUCACCGAAAGCAGUCUUGAACAGGUCCGAGAGAGAAUUGAAAUGGCAUAUUGAUGAGAUUCCUUUAAAGGGUAAUCCUGGUAGGUUGAGGGCACGGAUGCCUGUGGAUAUUGGCGAUGAUGGUGAGGAAGAUCUUGAGGUUGUUGGUUAUGUGAAGUUUUCUGCUCAUGGUGCUACAUCUUUGUCUGGAAUUUCUCUUCGGCCUGCUACUGAUGGCAAGACAGACUUUUAUGAGGUUGAUCACAGGAUAAAUUUUGUGGUUAAAAGUUUAAAGUGUGCUCCACCUGGGGAACUCGGAACAGUAGUUGGAUGA
Molecule: messenger RNA, 1962 nt
Organism: Fraxinus pennsylvanica
Lineage: Eukaryota; Viridiplantae; Streptophyta; Magnoliopsida; Lamiales; Oleaceae
Source: the annotation of a GenBank genome assembly